Messenger RNA from Cuscuta campestris, 744 nucleotides. Lineage: Eukaryota; Viridiplantae; Streptophyta; Magnoliopsida; Solanales; Convolvulaceae. The record is from the annotation of a GenBank genome assembly.
GCCCAACGCAUUCAGGGUACGGGCCCAAUCAAAACCUCAACCCUCUGCAAUCCUAAGUAUAAAUCUCUCUCUUCCGUCUUCGCCUUCGUCUUUGAAAUUAGGGUUCCAUUCCUCCGUCUUCUCUUUCGUCUGAAAUUAGGGUUCCAUUCCAGGGGUAAAAUGGUGAAGGGACGUCAAGGAGAGCGCAUCAGACUCUAUGUCAGGGGAACUGUCCUCGGCUACAAGAGAUCGAAGUCGAACCAGUACCCGAACACCUCAUUGAUUCAGAUCGAGGGAGUGAACACGAAGGAGGAAGUGAGCUGGUACUUGGGAAAGAGGAUGGCCUAUGUCUACAAGGCUAAGACAAAGAAGAAUAACUCCCUCUACAGAUGUAUCUGGGGAAAAGUAUGCCGGCCUCACGGAAACAGUGGGGUUGUGAGAGCUAAGUUCAAGUCGAACUUGCCGCCCAAAUCCAUGGGAAACAAGGUUCGGGUUUUCAUGUACCCAAGCCAUAUCUAAGUGAAGAUGGAGAAUCAAGUUUUUUUUGUUGCAGUGGAAACUGGACCCUCUAGCCUGCCUCAUUUUCAUAUCUUUCUAUUUUCCUUGAGUUUGUUUGAGAGAUAUUAAUGGUAUAAACAAUGUUUUGAUUGUAGCAUAAUCUUCUUCUUCCCAUCCUAAAAUGAACACUUGGUUUCUUUACGUCUUCAAGCAUGCAUAUUAUCGUUAUCAUUUUAACUCAUCUUAAAAUGAAGUCUUUAAACAUAA